This is a messenger RNA of Aspergillus costaricaensis CBS 115574, 968 nucleotides long. RefSeq lists its product as uncharacterized. NCBI's taxonomy places the organism in Eukaryota, Fungi, Ascomycota, Eurotiomycetes, Eurotiales, Aspergillaceae. The transcript has 3 exons. The record is from RefSeq and is a predicted model, not a curated record. The coding region runs from base 406 to 945 and encodes 179 amino acids.
GUCAUUCCUUGAUUUUUUGCUCGCCUCGAUACUUUGAUACCUACACAUCAAGCACAGUUCUAGACCCGCCAGGCAUCAUAUCAUAUCCGCCCAACCCACGCCUCGUCUCGCCUCGCCCCAUUACGGUCAACCCUGAUGCGUUGUCAAUACUAAGUUGAAUGAGGGUUAAGGCGGAGUUAUUGUUUCAGCCUGAUAUGAUGAUAUAAUGCGAUAUUAGAUUUAUAUCAGCAUACCCCGGAAGAUCAUUCUUGAUACAUACUACAACCACCACUGCACUCUACCACUUACUACUACUUACUAUAUACAUCCGGUCAACCCAAUUGUCUAUAUACUACACACCACACUCACCGCACACAUCUAUACUCACCACCACCCCACCCCCAAAGGAACAAAUACUAAACCAAAAUGGCAAUGCGAAUCUACCACCGCCGACCCCGCCGCUACCACUGGCCGGAACUCCAACUCAACAUCUGGAUCAUCGUGGUCCUCUCCUCCUCCGCAAUCUGUCUGGGAAUAUUCGCCUGGUUCAUGACAGUUCAAAAUGACUUGGGAUUGGAAGUUCCUUGGCUCUUCCCCUACAUGAUAACAACCGGCGCGCUCGGCAUCUUCUUCGUAAUCUUCAUCCUAAUCCUAGCGGCGCAACGCUUCCUCCUGCCCGGGAUAAUCAUCAUAGGAGGGUUUAUUCUCUUCGUGCUAUGGUUAACGGGACUAGUGGAGACAUCGCUCCAAUUGUAUGGGGUCGUCGCGAACGUGAAUGAUAAUUGUCGCAAUUAUAUUGAUAAUGUUAAGCCUGUGGGCGAUGGGUGGAAGACAUUGGCGUGGAUUGAGGAGGAGACUAUUUGCAAUUGUUGGAGAACGGCGUUUGCGUUUGAAUUGGUGAAUACUAUCUUUUAUGUCUGGAUGAUUAUUAUGUCGUGGCAGGUUAAUCGGGAUCUUUAUCGUUGAUUUCUAUCCCUCUUUGAGAAGAG